UUCCCCCCCGCCAGUUGCGGGGCUGCGCCGCCCCUUUAAGAGCAGCGGGGCCAGGCAGCCGCCCCUAGGAGAGCGCAGCCGCCCGGCCGGCCGGCUCCGGAGGAGGCAGCCGUGCGGACGAGCUUCAGGCACAGGGGGUUGCGCAGCCGGCCCGGAGCUGGGGUGGCCACCCCGCCCCCAGCCCCUCAAUUCCCCUCAAACCCGGGGCCGGGGCCCUCCCCAUAGCUCGGCUCCGCCCCGGCCCCGCCCAGCCCAGGCCGCCGGACCUGGAGCCUGGACCACUGUAUUGCAACCAGAGGCAGGGCUGGGGCUGCUGGCCAGAGUUCUGCCGGGGCAAAGAGAUGGAGGAGAAGGCACUGGAGGUGGGCAGCUGUGGGCUGGGGCCAGGGGCUGUGGCAGUGGCCCUGGAGGAUAUGGCAGGGCGCCCUGGCCCCACAGAGCCCCCGCUACUGACCACACACCUGAAGAAAGUGGAGAACCACAUCACAGAAGCCCAGCGCUUUUCUCAUCUUCCAAAGCGCUCUGCAGUUGAUGUAGAAUUCGUGGAGCUGUCCUACUCAGUUCGAGAGGGACCCUGCUGGCGCAAGAGGGGUUAUAAGACCCUUCUCAAGUGUCUGUCUGGGAAGUUCUGCCGAAAGGAGUUGAUCGGUAUCAUGGGGCCCUCAGGAGCCGGGAAGUCCACGUUCAUGAACAUCCUAGCUGGCUAUCGGGAGUCUGGAAUGAAGGGGCAGAUCUUGGUGAACGGGCGACCUCGCGAGCUGCGGACCUUCCGCAAGAUGUCCUGCUACAUCAUGCAGGACGACAUGCUGCUGCCUCAUCUCACCGUGCUAGAGGCCAUGAUGGUCUCUGCCAACCUGAAGCUGAAUGAAAAACAGGAAGUGAAGAAGGAGCUGGUGACUGAGAUUCUGACGGCUUUGGGGCUGAUGUCCUGUUCCAACACGAGGACAGCCAUGCUCUCUGGGGGGCAGAGGAAGCGGCUAGCAAUUGCUUUGGAGCUUGUCAACAACCCACCCGUCAUGUUCUUUGAUGAGCCUACCAGUGGACUGGACAGUGCCUCCUGCUUCCAGGUGGUAUCACUAAUGAAGUCCUUGGCUCAGGGGGGCCGGACCAUCAUCUGCACCAUUCACCAGCCCAGUGCCAAGCUCUUUGAGAUGUUCGACAAGCUCUACAUCCUGAGCCAGGGUCAGUGCAUCUUCAAGGGCAUGGUCACCAAUCUGAUCCCUUACCUGAAGGGACUGGGCCUGCACUGUCCCACCUACCACAACCCCGCGGACUUCAUCAUUGAAGUAGCAUCGGGAGAGUACGGGGACCUGAACCCCAUGCUGUUCCGGGCAGUACAGAACGGGCUGUGCACUGUGGCAGAGAAGAAGGACAGUGUGGAGAAAAACCACGUCCAGUCCCCGUGUCCCGCUUGCCCUCCAGAAGUAGACCCCAUCGAGAGUCACACCUUCGCCACUAAUACGUUCACCCAGUUCUGCAUCCUCUUCAAGAGAACCUUCUUGUCCAUCCUUAGAGACACGGUCCUGACCCACCUUCGAUUCAUGUCCCACGUGGUGAUUGGGGUGCUCAUCGGUCUCCUGUACCUGCACAUCGGGAAUGACGCCAGCAAAGUCUUCAACAACACGGGCUGCCUCUUCUUCUCCAUGCUCUUCCUCAUGUUUGCUGCCCUGAUGCCUACUGUUCUUACCUUUCCCCUAGAAAUGGCUGUCUUCAUGCGGGAGCAUCUCAACUAUUGGUACAGCCUCAAAGCAUAUUACUUGGCCAAGACUAUGGCUGAUGUGCCCUUCCAGGUGAUUUGCCCCAUGGCUUACUGUAGCAUUGUUUACUGGAUGACCAGCCAACCGGCAGAAGCCACCCGAUUCCUGCUUUUUUCUGCUCUGGCCACAGCCACUGCCCUGGUAGCUCAGUCUCUGGGGCUACUGAUUGGGGCUGCAUCCAACUCCCUACAGGUGGCCACCUUUGUGGGCCCGGUAACUGCUAUCCCUGUCCUCCUCUUCUCUGGCUUCUUCGUUAGCUUCAAAACCAUCCCCACCUACCUGCAGUGGAGCUCCUACCUCUCCUACGUCAGGUACGGCUUUGAGGGCGUGAUCCUGACCAUCUAUGGCAUGGAGCGGGGGGACCUGGACUGCUCCGAGAACUCCUCCGGAUGCCCGUUCCAGAAACCCGAGAGCAUCCUCCACCAGCUGGACGUGGAGGACGCCAAGCUCUACAUGGACUUCCUGGUCCUGGGCAUCUUCUUCCUGGCACUGCGGCUGUUGGCAUACCUUGUGCUCCGCUACCGGGUGAAGUCGGAGAGAUAGAGCCCCCCUUCCGCGCCACCCCGCCUUCAGCCCUCUGGGACUGUUUUAACCUCAGAGACUUGGGAGCUAGUUGCUGGUGCAGCCAGCCCACCCCCUCCGCCCCUGCCCCGUCAGUGUCGAUCUGCUCCACGGAUUUUGGGGUCCUCCUGGAGGACGGCAGAAGGUUCUCAACGUCCUCCCUCAGUCCCAUCACCUCCUGUGUUUUGAUGCAGUUUGUGGCUUCCUUCUCACCUCUUUCUCAACACCUGCAUGCAAAGGACAUUUGUUGGGCUACGGUAGCUCCCUUCCUCCCAGUCUCCCACUCCCCUGCCCUGCUCAGAGCCCUCUUUUUCUCCCUCUGUCUAUCUGGGGGUGGGCAGAGGCCACCUGAGUUUCGCCUCCAGAGACUCCCCCUUACAACUGACCAAAGUGCCCCCUCCUCUCCCCAGGGGGUCUCACCAUGCAAGUGUUUGUAAAUUGGGCUGUUGUUAUAGUACCCAGGGCUGGUCCCUGGCUGGAUUCCCCGGAAAGUCCCAUUAUGAAUUUGAUUAGGGGGAGACUCUGGUAGUCAUAGCCCCUACCCCAACUCUAGGCUGCUGGAACAAUCUCUUGAGGCAGAGGCUGGAAAUUCUGUCCUUGACUGUCCCUCUCAGACCCCAGGGGAGGUAAGGCCUGGGGUCUUAAGGUGCCCCAUCUCUCUUCUCCAUCUUGACUUGGCAGGGGGAUGGUGCACACUGGCACCUUAGCAAUAAUGCCCAUGUUUCUUUUGCCCUCAUUGGAACUGGAGAAUGCACUUUAUUUUGGGCGGUAGAGGCGGGUGGAGAGGCUGAGGGGAUGACCUUGAUCCUGUUCUCCUGUAGUGGGCCAGACCUUCCCAUCCCCUCUCCAGACCCUCAGCACAGGCCCACAAUCAUCACCUGGUCCUGGGAGAGGGACUCUGUGGAGGGGGGUGGAUGUGACCUUCCAAAAGCCCCGGAGGCGGCUUCUGCUCAGGAUCAUCAGAAGGACCUGGGUGGGUAACUCCUCUCCAGUCUUCUCUCCCUCUACAAAGCCAGGGGCAGGCACAGGGCACUCCCUCCACCUGUAUUUCAGGACCUGGCACAAGCACAGGCAGCUGGCACAAGUUGGCCUUGGCCAGCUCACCAGAAUCCCUUCUCCCUGUGCCCUUGGGCAUGCCUCCCUGGGGCUGGGACCCCCGACACCCCCUUCCCUCUCCCCUCGGCUGCUUGGUCCAAUCUUCUGGCCACCCCUCUGCCUCCUUCGGCCAGCCGAGGCUGCCCCUGGGCACGAGAGCACCACUUCAGGGACCAGAGUGACAGACACAAGGAGCAUUUCUGGUUCCCUGGGGGGGGGUCCAGGACCCCUGCUGCUGAGCUCCCUGGCCUGGGGCAGGGGAUGGCUGGCUCCUCUCCACUCUCCCCCACCCCCUGCAGACCCACAGUCUUCCAUCCCAGGGAGGCGCCAGUGUGUUUGUGGGAUUUCACUCAUUAUUAAUAAAACCUAUAUUUAUACGGUAC
Messenger RNA from Sarcophilus harrisii (Tasmanian devil), 3796 nucleotides. RefSeq names its product ATP binding cassette subfamily G member 4 (gene ABCG4). The transcript is spliced from 16 exons. The record is from RefSeq and is a predicted model, not a curated record. Lineage: Eukaryota; Metazoa; Chordata; Mammalia; Dasyuromorphia; Dasyuridae. Gene Ontology annotation, molecular function: ATP binding; ATP hydrolysis activity; ABC-type transporter activity. Bases 342 to 2300 code for a protein of 652 amino acids. Gene Ontology annotation, cellular component: plasma membrane.